Molecule: messenger RNA, 1254 nt
Organism: Bombyx mori (domestic silkworm)
Lineage: Eukaryota; Metazoa; Arthropoda; Insecta; Lepidoptera; Bombycidae
Gene: Ccnl1
Product: cyclin L1
Biological process (GO): regulation of transcription by RNA polymerase II
Cellular component (GO): nucleus
Molecular function (GO): cyclin-dependent protein serine/threonine kinase regulator activity
Source: RefSeq, marked provisional
AUGACCACGACGACCGUACAAAACCAACCGAAGUCUAACAAUUCACAGCACAAUACACCACCUGCAAAGCUUCAGAAGACGUAUGGGAAGAUAGUUUUGACGCUCUACAAUUGUCUUCUACCGGAAUCAGUAUUCAAGGAGACACCUUCACAAGCUGAUAGCCUUGACAUCGAAACUGAGACAGAUCUUAGGAUCCUGGGUUGCGAAAUGAUACAAACAGCUGGCAUCCUGCUCCGGCUACCCCAAGUAGCUAUGGCGACUGGUCAGAUUUAUCUACAAAGGUUUUACUACUCGAAAUCAUUUGUACGAUAUCCCAUGGAAACUAUGGCAAUGGGUAGCAUAUACUUAGCGUCCAAAGUCGAAGAGAAACCAUGCAGAAUAAGAGAUGUAAUCAACGUGUUUCACCACAUCAAACAGGUCAGAGCACAGAAAACAAUAAGUCCAAUGUUAGUUGACCAAAAUUACAUAGAAUUGAAAAAUCAGGUCAUCAAAGCUGAAAGACGUAUCUUAAAAGAGCUCGGAUUCUGUGUACAUGUUAAACAUCCACACAAACUUAUUGUGGUUUACUUACAAUUACUGCAAUAUGAAAAAAACCGCCAACUAAUGCAAAUGGCUUGGAACUACAUGAAUGAUGCUCUAAGGACAGAUGUCUUUAUGAGAUUUCCUCCUGAAACCAUUGCAUGUGCUUGCAUUUACUUGACGGCCAGAAAAAUAGGUUUGCCGCUGCCCAAUAACCCACACUGGUUCCUUCUAUUCAAAGUUACAGAAGAUGAUAUCAGGGAAGUCUCAAUGAGGAUACUACAAUUAUAUAAACGUGCUAAAGUCAACCCUGAAGAAUUGGAGACCAAAGUUGAGAACCUCCGCAAAAUAUACAUAGCUAAUAAACAUUCACAGGCAAUAAAAGAUAAAGAAGCUAAGAACGAAGAAAAGAAACCCGAAUCACCCACUGCAUCAACUUCUAAAGACACCAGACGGGAUACUAAGAAAGAAAAAUCUCCUAAAACUCCACCUUUAUCCUCAAAGUAUCACAGUAGUCAUAAAUCAAAGAAGGAGCGGAGGUCAAGAUCUCCUUAUGAUAAGAAGAGGGAUUAUUCAAGUAAGAGGCAUCGUUCAAGGUCUCGUGAUCGUGAUGCAGAUCGUUCUAAGGAUCGGAGAUCUGAUGACAAGCGUAGUAGGAUGUCUUCGAGGAAAUAUGAUGAUUAUGACAGGUCAAAGUCAAGUCGUGAUGGACGGGAUGACAAAAGGAAACAUUAG